AUGUGGCUAGGACAUAGCUCUCCCAGCAUUAGUAGUAGUAGUAGUAGUAGUAGUAGUAGUAGUAGUAGUAGUAGUAGUAGUAGUAGUAGUAGUAGUAGUAGUAGUAGUAGUAGUAGUAGUAGUAGUAGUAGUAGUAGUAGUAGUAGUAGUAGUAGUAGUAGUAGUAGUAGUAGUAGUAGUAGUAGUAGUAGUAGUAGUAGUAGUAGUAGUAGUAGUAGUAGUAGUAGUAGUAGUAGUAGUAGUAGUAGUAGUAGUAGUAGUAGUAGUAGUAGUAGUAGUAGUAGUAGUAGUAGUAGUAGUAGUAGUAGUAGUAGUAGUAGUAGUAGUAGUAGUAGUAGUAGUAGUAGUAGUAGUAGUAGUAGUAGUAGUAGUAGUAGUAGUAGUAGUAGUAGUAGUAGUAGUAGUAGUAGUAGUAGUAGUAGUAGUAGUAGUAGUAGUAGUAGUAGUAGUAGUAGUAGUAGUAGUAGUAGUAGUAGUAGUAGUAGUAGUAGUAGUAGUAGUAGUAGUAGUAGUAGUAGUAGUAGUAGUAGUAGUAGUAGUAGUAGUAGUAGUAGUAGUAGUAGUAGUAGUAGUAGUAGUAGUAGUAGUAGUAGUAGUAGUAGUAGUAGUAGUAGUAGUAGUAGUAGUAGUAGUAGUAGUAGUAGUAGUAGUAGUAGUAGUAGUAGUAGUAGUAGUAGUAGUAGUAGUAGUAGUAGUAGUAGUAGUAGUAGUAGUAGUAGUAGUAGUAGUAGUAGUAGUAGUAGUAGUAGUAGUAGUAGUAGUAGUAGUAGUAGUAGUAGUAGUAGUAGUAGUAGUAGUAGUAGUAGUAGUAGUAGUAGUAGUAGUAGUAGUAGUAGUAGUAGUAGUAGUAGUAGUAGUAGUAGUAGUAGUAGUAGUAGUAGUAGUAGUAGUAGUAGUAGUAGUAGUAGUAGUAGUAGUAGUAGUAGUAGUAGUAGUAGUAGUAGUAGUAGUAGUAGUAGUAGUAGUAGUAGUAGUAGUAGUAGUAGUAGUAGUAGUAGUAGUAGUAGUAGUAGUAGUAGUAGUAGUAGUAGUAGUAGUAGUAGUAGUAGUAGUAGUAGUAGUAGUAGUAGUAGUAGUAGUAGUAGUAGUAGUAGUAGUAGUAGUAGUAGUAGUAGUAGUAGUAGUAGUAGUAGUAGUAGUAGUAGUAGUAGUAGUAGUAGUAGUAGUAGUAGUAGUAGUAGUAGUAGUAGUAGUAGUAGUAGUAGUAGUAGUAGUAGUAGUAGUAGUAGUAGUAGUAGUAGUAGUAGUAGUAGUAGUAGUAGUAGUAGUAGUAGUAGUAGUAGUAGUAGUAGUAGUAGUAGUAGUAGUAGUAGUAGUAGUAGUAGUAGUAGUAGUAGUAGUAGUAGUAGUAGUAGUAGUAGUAGUAGUAGUAGUAGUAGUAGUAGUAGUAGUAGUAGUAGUAGUAGUAGUAGUAGUAGUAGUAGUAGUAGUAGUAGUAGUAGUAGUAGUAGUAGUAGUAGUAGUAGUAGUAGUAGUAGUAGUAGUAGUAGUAGUAGUAGUAGUAGUAGUAGUAGUAGUAGUAGUAGUAGUAGUAGUAGUAGUAGUAGUAGUAGUAGUAGUAGUAGUAGUAGUAGUAGUAGUAGUAGUAGUAGUAGUAGUAGUAGUAGUAGUAGUAGUAGUAGUAGUAGUAGUAGUAGUAGUAGUAGUAGUAGUAGUAGUAGUAGUAGUAGUAGUAGUAGUAGUAGUAGUAGUAGUAGUAGUAGUAGUAGUAGUAGUAGUAGUAGUAGUAGUAGUAGUAGUAGUAGUAGUAGUAGUAGUAGUAGUAGUAGUAGUAGUAGUAGUAGUAGUAGUAGUAGUAGUAGUAGUAGUAGUAGUAGUAGUAGUAGUAGUAGUAGUAGUAGUAGUAGUAGUAGUAGUAGUAGUAGUAGUAGUAGUAGUAGUAGUAGUAGUAGUAGUAGUAGUAGUAGUAGUAGUAGUAGUAGUAGUAGUAGUAGUAGUAGUAGUAGUAGUAGUAGUAGUAGUAGUAGUAGUAGUAGUAGUAGUAGUAGUAGUAGUAGUAGUAGUAGUAGUAGUAGUAGUAGUAGUAGUAGUAGUAGUAGUAGUAGUAGUAGUAGUAGUAGUAGUAGUAGUAGUAGUAGUAGUAGUAGUAGUAGUAGUAGUAGUAGUAGUAGUAGUAGUAGUAGUAUAGAGUAUAGUAGUAGUAGUAGUAGUAGUAGUAGUAGUAGUAGUAGUAGUAGUAGUAGUAGUAGUAGUAGUAGUAGUAGUAGUAGUAGUAGUAGUAGUAGUAGUAGUAGUAGUAGUAGUAGUAGUAGUAGUAGUAGUAGUAGUAGUAGUAGUAGUAGUAGUAGUAGUAGUAGUAGUAGUAGUAGUAGUAGUAGUAGUAGUAGUAGUAGUAGUAGUAGUAGUAGUAGUAGUAGUAGUAGUAGUAGUAGUAGUAGUAGUAGUAGUAGUAGUAGUAGUAGUAGUAGUAGUAGUAGUAGUAGUAGUAGUAGUAGUAGUAGUAGUAGUAGUAGUAGUAGUAGUAGUAGUAGUAGUAGUAGUAGUAGUAGUAGUAGUAGUAGUAGUAGUAGUAGUAGUAGUAGUAGUAGUAGUAGUAGUAGUAGUAGUAGUAGUAGUAGUAGUAGUAGUAGUAGUAGUAGUAGUAGUAGUAGUAGUAGUAGUAGUAGUAGUAGUAGUAGUAGUAGUAGUAGUAGUAGUAGUAGUAGUAGUAGUAGUAGUAGUAGUAGUAGUAGUAGUAGUAGUAGUAGUAGUAGUAGUAGUAGUAGUAGUAGUAGUAGUAGUAGUAGUAGUAGUAGUAGUAGUAGUAGUAGUAGUAGUAGUAGUAGUAGUAGUAGUAGUAGUAGUAGUAGUAGUAGUAGUAGUAGUAGUAGUAGUAGUAGUAGUAGUAGUAGUAGUAGUAGUAGUAGUAGUAGUAGUAGUAGUAGUAGUAGUAGUAGUAGUAGUAGUAGUAGUAGUAGUAGUAGUAGUAGUAGUAGUAGUAGUAGUAGUAGUAGUAGUAGUAGUAGUAGUAGUAGUAGUAGUAGUAGUAGUAGUAGUAGUAGUAGUAGUAGUAGUAGUAGUAGUAGUAGUAGUAGUAGUAGUAGUAGUAGUAGUAGUAGUAGUAGUAGUAGUAGUAGUAGUAGUAGUAGUAGUAGUAGUAGUAGUAGUAUAGUAGUAAGUAGUAGUAGUAGUAGUAGUAGUAGUAGUAGUAGUAGUAGUAGUAGUAGUAGUAGUAGUAGUAGUAGUAGUAGUAGUAGUAGUAGUAGUAGUAGUAGUAGUAGUAGUAGUAGUAGUAGUAGUAGUAGUAGUAGUAGUAGUAGUAGUAGUAGUAGUAGUAGUAGUAGUAGUAGUAGUAGUAGUAGUAGUAGUAGUAGUAGUAGUAGUAGUAGUAGUAGUAGUAGUAGUAGUAGUAGUAGUAGUAGUAGUAGUAGUAGUAGUAGUAGUAGUAGUAGUAGUAGUAGUAGUAGUAGUAGUAGUAGUAGUAGUAGUAGUAGUAGUAGUAGUAGUAGUAGUAGUAGUAGUAGUAGUAGUAGUAGUAGUAGUAGUAGUAGUAGUAGUAGUAGUAGUAGUAGUAGUAGUAGUAGUAGUAGUAGUAGUAGUAGUAGUAGUAGUAGUAGUAGUAGUAGUAGUAGUAGUAGUAGUAGUAGUAGUAGUAGUAGUAGUAGUAGUAGUAGUAGUAGUAGUAGUAGUAUAGUA
Messenger RNA from Trichobilharzia regenti, 3615 nucleotides. NCBI's taxonomy places the organism in Eukaryota, Metazoa, Platyhelminthes, Trematoda, Strigeidida, Schistosomatidae. The record is from the annotation of a GenBank genome assembly.